Messenger RNA from Xenia sp. Carnegie-2017, 1181 nucleotides. RefSeq names its product START domain-containing protein 10-like. The transcript has 6 exons. The record is from RefSeq and is a predicted model, not a curated record. Lineage: Eukaryota; Metazoa; Cnidaria; Anthozoa; Malacalcyonacea; Xeniidae. Bases 173 to 976 code for a protein of 267 amino acids. Gene Ontology annotation, molecular function: lipid binding.
AUUAUCAUAAUUAUAUACCGAAUAAAAGUAUAACCACUUCUCACUUGUGUAGUUUAACGAUUGUUUCAAUUUUUAGUUCUUUUGAACCAUUUUUAGGUUUUUUUCAUUGGUACAUAUGGGUUUAAUGUCUAGAUUUCAUGAAAUUGUGUAAUCUCCAGCUUUUAACGAGAAAAUGGCAAGUGAUUGUAAUGGGUUAAAACCGGCGUUUGAUUUUGAAUUUGACAAAUUUCGAAACUUGGUUGAAAAUAACGAAGGAUGGACAAAGCAGUACAAGAAAAAUAAAGUUGAAGUGUUUACUAAGUCUGAGGUUGGAACAGCUAUUAAAAUGGUGAAGAUUGAAACCCAUUUUGAUGAUAUUUCUUUGGAUGUAUUGUAUGAUACCUUACAUGAUGGUGAUUAUAGAAAAAAUUGGGAUUCCAUGAUGAUUGAGGAAUAUGGUUUAUGUCAGAUUGAUCCAAAUAGUGAUGUGGGUUAUUAUGCUGCAAAGUGUCCAAAACCAUUAAGAAAUCGUGAUUUUGUAUUUCAAAGAUAUUGGACUAAAACUCAAAAUAGUUUCAUUAUAUGCAAUCACUCAGUUCAACAUAAGAAUGCACCCAUAAGGAAGGAGUAUAUUAGAGGAACAUCUUUGAUGUCAGGAUAUAUGGCAAAAACUAAUGGAAUCUGUGGUAGUCAUUUUAUAUAUAUAACACAAGUUGACCCAAAAGGCUCAAUACCAAAGUGGAUGGUCAAUAAAGUUGCUACUAAAACUGCACCAAAGGUAAUGGCUCGUUUUGCUUCAGCAGCUAAAAACUACACAAAUUGGAAAAUUCAAAAUAAUCCUGAUUACAAACCUUGGCUUAAGUAUGAACAGAAUAAUUUGCCUUUAGCAAAACUAGCUGACUUUAAAUCAUCCCCAAUGUUGGACUCAGAUCUUUCUCGGAAGUUAGAUUUUGAAGCUCAUGCUUUAUCUGUGCCUAAUGGUGAUACUUCUGAUUAAAAAUAUGGACACCAUUUAAUUGGAUUAUAUAUCUUUUGUGAGACUAAUUUAGAGUAAACAUGCACAAUCACAAUCAACUGCAAAAAGACUAUAAUUUGUAUUUAAUAGUAAAAAUCAGUUACUCUACCAACACUGCAGAGCAAUUGUAGCCAUUAUGACUAUGAAACGCAAUCCAUAUUGUCGAAAUUAAAAAUUAUUUCAAUUA